AUGUGCUACUUUGAGCAAACCCGCUGGGCAUGCGGCUACUGGCGCUGGGGCCAUUUCCGACAGCAGUGCAACAAGGAGUACCGAAUGGGCGAGACGUGCGGUCUCAAGCUCGUCUACGAGACCAAGACGGAGCCCGAUGUGUGUAAGCUCUGUCACGACACGGAGAAGAAGCAGCGCCGGUACGACAAGAUGUACCGGGACGUCCAGCGCUGGCAGCGCGAGGGCAACCGAAGUGCCACCAUUGAGCGGACGUGCGGCGAGAUGCAUGAUGUGAUGGGCCAGAUCUAUCGGAUGAGAGAGGAGCACGAUCACAGGCUACAAUCUCUGGGCCAGUAA
Molecule: messenger RNA, 336 nt
Organism: Fusarium falciforme
Lineage: Eukaryota; Fungi; Ascomycota; Sordariomycetes; Hypocreales; Nectriaceae
Exons: 2
Coding region: 1-336 (111 amino acids)
Source: RefSeq, a predicted model, not a curated record